AUGAGCGCCGAGUGGAAAAGAUCGAGGCCAAAGAGAGGACAAUACAGAAAGUACGACAAAGAGGCGCUUGAAAAAGCGGUGAGAAGCGUUCGACUUGGGGAGAUGUCCGUGCAUAGAGCCGGCAGCUUUUAUGGAGUACCACACUCAACACUCGAGUACAAGGUAAAGGAACGAAACCUUUUGCGUCCAAAGCCGGUCUCCUCAAAUCAGUCAAGAGAUGAGAAAGAUGAGAUGAUCGAGGAAUCAAUUCAUCAAGAUUCCACAACUGAUGACACAACAUCACCCACAGAU
This is a messenger RNA of Mesorhabditis belari, 291 nucleotides long. The record is from the annotation of a GenBank genome assembly. Lineage: Eukaryota; Metazoa; Nematoda; Chromadorea; Rhabditida; Rhabditidae.